UGGCAACACUGCUCUAGUUAAACUUUGAAAAUUUUGACAUUUGAAUUCAAAAUAAAUCCAAAAAAAAAAUAAACAAAUAAUUUUCUCACAAAUAAAAUCAAUUAUUCAUCCCUUUGAAAAUACCAAAAUCCCUGUGAUAAGUUUCCAGAAUGAACUCCUUGAAAGCCCUAAACGCAACACGAAAAAUCUUCACAAAACCAAUAAAUUUGGGCAUUUUUGCUAGAAAUGCUUCAGACGUGAUGGUAGACCCACCCGAGGAUCCAACCAUUACGAUUCCCAGGCCGUUGUCAAGGGAAAACGAGGAUUUGAAGCAGCGUAAAGCCAGAUUAGUCUAUCAGUCAAGGAAAAGGGGCAUGUUGGAAAAUGACCUUUUACUCAGUACAUUUAUUGCCAAACAUUUGGAUACUUUUACUCCUCAGCAGAUUGAUACCUAUGAUAAAUUGAUUAAUGGUCCUUCAAAUGACUGGGACAUUUACUACUGGGCCUCAGAAGUAAAACCGAUUCCAGCGGAUUAUAACAACGACAUCAUGCAGAUGUUGAAGAUCCACUGUAAAAAUUUAAACAAAGAGUCCAGGAUAAGGCAGCCAGAUUUGCCGUGAUGAAUUUUUCAUUGUUGAAGAUGGACAUGAUUUGUUCAUUGACGAAGUUUGAACUGUAUUAUUUAAUUUAUUGAUUGUUAGAUGUUGAAAUAAAAUUGUUAUACACUGAGGUUUAUAUAUUUAAAUUAAAUUCCAAUGGGGAUA
This is a messenger RNA of Ceutorhynchus assimilis (cabbage seed weevil), 743 nucleotides long. Lineage: Eukaryota; Metazoa; Arthropoda; Insecta; Coleoptera; Curculionidae. The record is from the annotation of a GenBank genome assembly.